AUGUCGUCAUCAUCCGACACGCCAUGGGCACCGAGCCCGGCAGCAUUCGAGUCGUGCGAGCCAAAGUGGUUGGCGGAGCAAAGGGUCGAUGCGUAUGGAGAGCGCUCGGUCCGCUUCCAGGAGGUUCUCCUCGUCACGGCUGUUAUGGCUCCGUUUGUGGCGCUGCUUGCGGCGGUGGAUGGCGCCGAUGCGAAGAUUACCUUGGCGGUCAUUGUUCUCACUGUCUUCUACAUCAUACAUGUGGUCCUUGCCAUCAUGUGGGCCCGCUCUCGUGCCCGUGUUGUGCUCUUCUUUGAGAUCUUUGCCCUGAUCUUGUUCUUUGCCAUUGCUGUUGCUGUCGUCAUCGCUGUCCUCGAACGCAUCAUCGUCGACGGGGAGACCGGUAUCCAAAUCCUCAAUCUGUUUCUCUCGCUGCUGGUGGCUGGUGUCUUUGCCGGCGCGUUGUACUUUCUCGUGCCCAUGCGGCGAAUCCUCAACUCCGAGUUCAGGGUUGCGCAAAUGGAGGCGCUACGGGGCAAGGGCAAGGGCAAGGGCAAGGGCAAGGGUAAGAGCAAGGCAUCUGCCGAUCUUGACCGCUACACUGUCGACUCGGAGCAGUCCCUGUCGUCGGCGAGCUCGUCGUCGCCCUCGUCCGACUCGGGCCCGGCACAGGUCCCGGCCGGUACGGGCGGCGGCAAGGGUGGCAAGAAGAGCAAGGGUGGCAAGGGCGGCGGCAAGGGCAGCAGCGACAGCCGCAAGGCCCAGGUGUAG
This is a messenger RNA of Thecamonas trahens ATCC 50062, 750 nucleotides long. RefSeq lists its product as uncharacterized. Bases 1 to 750 code for a protein of 249 amino acids. NCBI's taxonomy places the organism in Eukaryota, Apusomonadida, Apusomonadidae. The record is from RefSeq and is a predicted model, not a curated record. The transcript is spliced from 2 exons.